CUAUUUUUGACCAGAGCCCUAUGAGCUCUGUUCUAAAGUAGUGCAUUAAGUAAUAGGCUGUAUUUUGGGACGCCCACUACACUGGUAGUAAAGUGGGAGGGACUCCAGGGUCCCGUUAGAAGUGAGAACAUCUGUACCUGCGAGCCGAGUGUCUCCACAGCCGAGCCAUGUCGAAGACCGCUGACCACCGAAAACACCUCGUUCUUGAGAACUACAUCGGAGGAAAGUUCGUCCCGUGCUCCCGACACAUCGACUCCUACGACCCUUCCACCGGGGAGGUCUACUGCAAAGUGCCCGACAGCGGAACGGAUGAGGGUGAGAUCUGUCUGUGCACCAGUAGGAUCUACGUAGAGAGGAGUAUUUACCCAGAGUUCCUGAAGAGGUUUGUGGCGGCCACACGGGAAUGGAAGACUGGCUCUCCCUCCGACCCUGACAACAAUAACGGAGCUCUGGUCAGCAGAGAACACCUGGAGAAGGUGCGUAGCUUCGUGACCCUGGCUCGGUCGGAGGGUGCCACGGUGCUGUGUGGGGAGGGCGAGGACCCUCUGGUGCUCCCGGAACGUAACACAGGCGGCUACUUCAUGCGUCCCACCGUCAUCGCCGGCGUAGCUGAGUCGUCCCGUGUGAUGCAGGACGAGAUUUUCGGCCCCGUCGUCUGUGUCAACCCCUUCGACGGUGAAGACGAGGCUGUCGCUAAGGGCAACGGGGUACGCUAUGGCCUGGCGGCGACUGUGUGGACGCGUGAUGUCGGGCGAGUGCACCGGGUGGCGAGGAGGUUAGAGGCAGGGCUUGUCUGGACCAACUGUUGGCUGGUCAGAGACUUGAACCUACCGUUCGGAGGCAUGAAGAACUCAGGGGUGGGGAGGGGGAGGAUAAGGCGAGGGAGGGAUAGCUAUCACUUCUUUACCGAGGUGAAGACCAUCACUGUUAAACACUGAGAGAUGGGGAGGGAG
Molecule: messenger RNA, 953 nt
Organism: Salvelinus sp. IW2-2015
Lineage: Eukaryota; Metazoa; Chordata; Actinopteri; Salmoniformes; Salmonidae
Product: aldehyde dehydrogenase 8 family, member A1
Biological process (GO): retinoic acid metabolic process
Molecular function (GO): retinal dehydrogenase (NAD+) activity
Source: RefSeq, a predicted model, not a curated record